UCAGACGAGACUCCUGAGAUCCCUGCGGCAAGCGCCCAUUAUCAGUCCCGGUUUCCGUCCCUGCGGCCAUGCUGGCCAGGAGCGCUACGCGAUGCUUCAAUAAGCUCAGAGCUCCCGUCUCGCGGCCUUUGGUACGGCUCGCGAGGCCGCAAUGUCGACGCUUCUCAAUGAAUGCCAACGGGCCGACGCCGGGGUCUCCGCCAAUGUCGAGUACCGGCAUGCUUGCGCCGUUCACGGCCGAGCUGGACCAGAUAGCGCCCUCGUUCAAGAUUAAUGGCGCUCAGAUUCGCGUCCUCCAGUCACCCGCCGAGUUCUACGAGACCCUUAAACACAAAAUUCGCAACGCUGAACGGCGCAUCUUCCUCUCGACCCUCUACAUCGGCAAGUCGGAAAGGGAACUGAUCACUACGCUGCAAGAGACGCUCCGCGCGAAGCCCGAACUCAGGCUCAGCAUCCUCACAGACGCCCUUCGAGGAACCCGAGAGGCUCCAGACCCGUCUUGCGCAUCGCUAUUGGCCCCCCUGGUUGCCGAGUUUGGCCCUGAGCGUGUCGAGAUCCGCAUGUACCACACGCCCAACCUGACAGGGCUGAAGAAGAAGUACGUGCCGAAGCGGAUCAACGAGGGUUGGGGCCUGCAGCACAUGAAGCUGUACGGUGUCGACGACGAGAUUAUCCUCUCCGGCGCCAACCUGUCCAGCGAUUACUUCACCAACAGGCAGGACCGAUACCACCUCUUCUCUUCAAAGGACGUCACCGAGUACUUUGCGAACAUACAGGAUGCUGUCUCGUCGCUGAGCUUCCUCAUCGAGCCGUCAGAGUCCCAGGCAGGGUUCGAGAUGGUCUGGCCUGAGGACAACGCUGCUCCAUCGCCCUUAGAAGACCCUAAGCAGUUCGUCAAAGAGUCGACUUCUCUCCUAGCUGGCUUGAUAUCCCCCAAAACGGCGCCCCUGACCGCACAUGACACCAUCCCGCAGGAGAAGCCGGAUACUUCCGUAUACAUGCUCACCCAGUUCUCGCAGUUGUUAUCCCCAGACACGUCAACAGAACUCCCGGCAGUCACACAUAUCCUGAAGGCCCUCUCAUUACCGCAAUACGCCAACUCGUCCUGGACCUUUACUGCGGGUUACUUCAACCCUGCGCCUUCACUCACAAAAUUGCUGCUCUCUGCCCAGUCACACAAUAACACGGUCAUCACAGCCUCGCCGUUUGCCAAUGGCUUCUACAAGUCACCCGGGGUAUCAGGGUUACUCCCCGAUGCCUACACUCUUCUUGCGCGCCGUUUCGUUAGAGCUGUUCACCAUAAUCAGCGUGAAGCCUCGACAGUGCUUCGGGAGUGGCGCCGAGGCACCGUCGGCGAGCCGGGCGGCUGGACAUACCACGCAAAAGGGCUCUGGGUGACCCUCCCCGGAAGCGAAGACCCAUCUAUCAGCCUCAUCGGUAGUUCCAACUACACUAAGCGGAGUUAUUCACUGGAUCUGGAGGCGAAUGCCCUGGUUGUGACGGAGAAUGAGGAACUGAAAAAGCGUCUAGGCGAGGAACAGCGGUGGCUGAAGGAGCACACGAGCAUCGUCACUCGGGACGACUUUGCCAAGGCUGACCGGCGAGUUGGGUUCAAAGUACGCAUUGCCAUGAUGAUUGUGCAGCUUUUGGGCGGCGCACUCUGAGCAGUCUCCCACAACACCACUCAAUACACGAAACGCCGACCAUAUGACUUGUUGGAAAGGAGGAUUGUAUGAACACUGUAACAGCACCCUACGAUUAGAGCACUAUACCCGGAAUCAAUUAACCUACAGUCUUUGGUCCUUUGGAUCGGCUUCAAAUGUGUCUCCGAUACGCAGCCUCUUUGUUGGUAUGCU
Parathielavia appendiculata is the source of this 1856-nucleotide messenger RNA. RefSeq lists its product as uncharacterized. The record is from RefSeq and is a predicted model, not a curated record. Gene Ontology annotation, biological process: cardiolipin biosynthetic process. NCBI's taxonomy places the organism in Eukaryota, Fungi, Ascomycota, Sordariomycetes, Sordariales, Chaetomiaceae. The transcript has 2 exons. Gene Ontology annotation, molecular function: CDP-diacylglycerol-glycerol-3-phosphate 3-phosphatidyltransferase activity. Gene Ontology annotation, cellular component: mitochondrion. The coding region runs from base 69 to 1664 and encodes 531 amino acids.